Messenger RNA from Cantharellus anzutake, 1035 nucleotides. RefSeq lists its product as uncharacterized. The record is from RefSeq and is a predicted model, not a curated record. Lineage: Eukaryota; Fungi; Basidiomycota; Agaricomycetes; Cantharellales; Hydnaceae. Gene Ontology annotation, cellular component: mitochondrion. Gene Ontology annotation, molecular function: protein-containing complex binding. The transcript has 6 exons. The coding region runs from base 1 to 1035 and encodes 344 amino acids.
AUGUACUCAGUGAAUCUUUCAUCCUAUCCAAUUUCCGCCGUCGCUCAGCGAUCUUAUUCUGAUUUGACUGUCUUACCUGAAUCUCGCCGCCCUAUCAUUUCCUAUGGUCCCCCCGGCCGUCACGCCAUCUCUGGACGCGUUGCUACGGUAUUUGGGUGUACUGGUUUCCUUGGGAGAUAUCUCGUCAGUAAACUUGCCAAAGCCGGCACGCAGGUCAUCGUUCCGUAUAGAGAGGAGGAUGAAAAACGCCAUCUAAAGGUUACAGGUGAUUUGGGACAAAUUGUUUCAUUGGAGUGGGAUAUGAGGAAUGAGGAACAAAUUGCCGAAUGUGUUCGCCACUCUGAUUUUGUCUACAAUCUUGUUGGUAGAGAUUACGAGACAAAAAACUUCACAUACGGUGCCGUGCACGUAGAAGGCGCAGAGCGUCUCGCUCGCAUCAGUGCCCAGAACGGGGUAUCUCGCUUUAUCCACGUCUCUCAUCUCAAUGCAUCAGAGGACUCGCCUAGUGCGUUCUAUAGGACCAAAGCCGCUGGUGAGGAGGCCACUAAGAAAGCUUUCCCCAAUGCAACUAUCAUAAGGCCGGGUUCGAUGUACGGACAUGAAGACAGGCUCUUGAACAGUAUGGCCUUUUACCCAAUCUUGUGGAAGCUUAACUUUGGCGAAACGAAGUUUGCCCCAGUUCAUGUCAUGGACGUGGCUCAAGCUUUGUCGAACAUGACUACCAUCUCGCUCCCCAGUCAAACGCUCAACCUUCCGGGGCCAACAACCUACACCUACAAUGAAGUACUUGAUCUUAUCAGUGCUAUGACCCACAACCCGCCAUCUAGAGCGCCUACAGUGCCCAAAUCCAUAGCACUGUUCGCGACGAAACUCGCUCAAUACGCGUGGUGGCCGUUAUUGAGUCCAGAUGAAGUCGAACGGAAGUUUUUAGAUGAUAUCAGGGUAGAUAGAGGGGAUUGGGAUAUUCUCAAUGUUUCGCCAGAGCACAUAGAGAACGUUGCCAUUGCAUAUCUUAGAAGAUAUCGCUCCGCGUAA